This is a messenger RNA of Cladocopium goreaui, 1527 nucleotides long. Lineage: Eukaryota; Dinophyceae; Suessiales; Symbiodiniaceae. The record is from the annotation of a GenBank genome assembly.
AAUGCACUAAGCCUUUCGCAUCAGCCAUGGAUCCGUGAGAGACGACUCGGCUCCUGCCAUGCACUUCUCAAUUCUCGACAGUGAGGAGUCCAAAAACAUUGCAGUGGUCCACAAGACCAAUCAAGGCUAUUCAGGCAAAGAUCUAUGGAAGCUCAAGCAAGAGCGCCCAGAGCUUUUUGGUGUGGCACCAGCUGCACAAAAUGGCAAGCCGGCACCGCCUGGAUUUGAGCAGCUGCGAGAGAUGCCAGGGUGGAUGUAUCACAAGGACAAGGCAUUGUACUUCCAGCGCGAAAGUGGUCUGCUUUACUGUCGAGAUUCUUCGACAAACGAACUGUACGAAUUGCAUCAAGGAGAAGACUACAGCGGCACCCUGACUGUUCGUGGUGACGCUGCCACAGUUGCCGCCAAGGGCCAGGCCAGUCGCAAUGUCAUCAUCAACGAUUUACAUCGUGCUGCAUCUUCCAUGAAGCUAGACUUCUCACACCAUGACAGCCCUGCUGCCAUGUUUGCUGUCUACGAUGCGACUGGAUGCAGUAAUGAUCAAGCAGAGGCUGCUGCCAAAGGACUCCACAUGCAGCUCUUACCUCGCUUAGCUUCUUACCGUGACCGGUGGCAGAACGACCGUUUGGAAGGGGCUCUCGCAGAGGCCAUUGAGCACUUGAGGACAGAGAUUGCGCCAGAGUCAGGCAUUGCUCUAGCAGUCGCUCUACUGCUUGGUGGAAGGCUCACAAUGGCAGCCACUGGUGGUGCAGUUUGCAUGAUUUUUGGGCAGGUGGGUCAAUCAGAUGGAAACGUCGACAAUUUGGAGGUGGUCGGAUCAGAGACCACCGAGCCCAGAACUCAUUGUGCCGUGUUGGAGGAUAGCCACUUGGGUGCAUUGCUGACUGUCAAUUCGGUCAGAAGCUCUGGACUCUCUGCAGCUCGGAUGCGUGCUCUUGCGAGAUCGCACACCAUGGGUGACAGACCACGUGCUGGUUGUGUGUCACUCUUGGAAGAGGCUCAGAAAGCUGGAGCACAACCUCCUUUGGUUGCCGCAGCAGUGCGUUUUUCCUGGUCCAGGAAUCAAACAGUGAAGAAGCAGCGAACUGAUCCAUCGAACCUCACAAAGGUUCGGUGUCGGCAUUUGUUGCUGCGCUAUGUGGGUUGCCAAGCACCUCUUGGUGAUAGGAGGAAGAAGCCCACCAGGAGUUCUGGUGAUGCAGAGUUGCAGAUACUGCGCAUUCUUCCAGAAGUUGCUCAUGGGGGUGCUGCGGCAUUUACGAAGAAAUGCAAAGAGUUGUCAGAGUGUGACACAGCAAUGAAGAGUGGUGAUUUGGCUGGUGACCUGGGCUGGCUGGACAAGGAUCCUGCAAAGAAUCGCAAAGUUCCAGCAGCUGUUGUGCGUGCAGCGUUUCUGCUAGCAGUAGGCCAAGUGAGUGAUCUAGUUUCAUCUGAGCGCGGAAUCCAUCUCAUCUUGAGAACGGCCUAAAUGGCAAAUGCAAGCGGUGAAAAAGACACGCUGCAAAUUUAUGUUUCGAAAUCGGGUUC